Rhododendron vialii is the source of this 1696-nucleotide messenger RNA. Its product is annotated as beta-amyrin 28-monooxygenase-like. The transcript is spliced from 3 exons. Gene Ontology annotation, molecular function: oxidoreductase activity, acting on paired donors, with incorporation or reduction of molecular oxygen; iron ion binding; monooxygenase activity. Bases 69 to 1496 code for a protein of 475 amino acids. Gene Ontology annotation, biological process: sterol metabolic process. Lineage: Eukaryota; Viridiplantae; Streptophyta; Magnoliopsida; Ericales; Ericaceae. The record is from RefSeq and is a predicted model, not a curated record.
AUCUCAUUGAAAGCACACAAACACAUAUACAACUACAACAUUACCAAUAGGCAGAAGAAGUAUUGACAAUGGAAAUUCUCUAUGCCUCUCUCAUUGGGUUCUUUCUUCUUCUUGUCAUCUACCUCUUCUACAACCACAAAUCGAGUGAAAAUGCAAACCUUCCACCUGGGAAAACCGGAUUUCCAGUGAUUGGGGAAACCCUUGAAUUCCUCUACGCCGGGUGGAAAGGUCACUCCGAGAAAUUCAUAUCUGAUCGCAUAGCCAAGUACUCCUCCAACAUUUUCAAAACAAGCCUUUUUGGCUCACCAUUUGUUGUUUUCUGCGGAGUGAACGGACACCGAUUCUUAUUCUCCAACGAGAACAAACUUGUCCGGGUAUGGUUUCCCCGUUCCAUACACACAAUUUUUCUACAGUCCACAGAAACCUUCUCCACUGAAGAAGCCAUCAACGGCAGAAAACUUAUUCGAAACUUGAUCAAACCGGUGGGGUUGCAAAGCCACAUCGGUUUAAUGGAUACCGUCGCCCACUGCUACUUUGCUAACUACUGGGAAAACAAGGACAUGGUUCUAGUUUUUCCACUCGCCAAACACUACACUUUUUUGCUUGCCUGUCGCUUGUUGAUGAGCAUCGAGGAUCCAAACCUUGUUGCUAUACUCGAAAAUCCUCUCGGGUUUGUGUUAAAGGGGGCAUUUUCUGUCCCCAUAGACUUACCCGGAACCCCAUUAAAUCGUGCCAUCAAGGCUUCUUCUUUUAUUCAGAAGGAACUUUUGGUGAUUAUCAGGCAAAGGAAGAUAGAUUUGGCUAAGGGAAUGGCAUCGCCGACUCAGGAUAUUUUGUCGCAUAUGCUUUUGACAAGCGAUGACAACGGAAACUUCAUGCAUGAGGCGGAUAUUGCCAAUAAAAUAUUUGGAUUGUUAGUUGGCAGCCAUGACAACAUUGCCUCUGUUUGUACUUCUGUUGUCAAGUACCUUGCUGAGCUGCCUGAGAUCUACCUAGGAGUUUUCCAAGAGCAACUGGGGAUUGCGAAAUCAAAAGCUCCUGGUGAAUUGUUGAACUGGGAGGAUAUUCAAAAGAUGAAAUAUUCAUGGAAUGUAGCUUGUGAAGUGAUGAGACUUGAAUCACCUAGCCCAGGUACUUUCAGGGAAGCAUUAACAGAUUUCACGUACAAUGGUUUCUCAAUUCCAAAGGGAUGCAAGAUAUAUUGGAACGCACGAUCGACACAUAGGAAUCACGAAUUCUUUCCCGAGCCACAGAAGUUUGACCCAUCGCGAUUUGAGGGCUCCGGACCACCUCCUUACGCAUAUGCACCUUUUGGCGGAGGACCUAGGAUGUGCCCUGGAAAAGAAUUCGCCCGGUUAGACAUACUUGUUUUCAUGCACCACCUUGUCAAGAGGUUUAGGUGGGAAAAACUCAUUCCUGGCGAGAAGACUGUUUAUACUCCCCUAGCUAAUCCUGAAAAAGGGCUUCCAAUUCGCCUCUUUCCCCACGAAGCCUAGUUCUGUUACUAUUGGAAGCUUGAUUUAUAAGUAUGGUGUGUAUUUAUGUUGGAGUCAGAGUGGGAACAGUUGAGAGCAUACAGAUUAAUUGGGGGUUGGAAAUGUGAGUGAUUUAGAUAAUGUGAGGAGUGAAAUUAAUUGGGUGUCAGUACUGUAAUGUAAUAUUUUGUGCCAGUGUAAAAUAAAUUGUGCUUGAGUUU